Phaedon cochleariae (mustard beetle) is the source of this 5098-nucleotide messenger RNA. The record is from the annotation of a GenBank genome assembly. NCBI's taxonomy places the organism in Eukaryota, Metazoa, Arthropoda, Insecta, Coleoptera, Chrysomelidae.
UUUGUGGUGGUAUUAUGGUAACCUCAAAGAAAAAUGUAAAUAUUGAAGUGUUUGGUCUAGUGAUUGUUAUAAAAUUUCUCUAGAACAAACAACUACCUAUAUAAUUUAUUUAAGAACUUGAUAUGCACAAUGGAAAGAGACAAAAGUACAAGCCUCGAGUCAGAUGUUUACUUUUUAAUUCAAAAGUUCCUGUCUUCUGGUCUGCUGAAGAGGACGUUGAUGGUAUUCAAUGAGGAACUUGAGGAAAAUAAUAUAUUGCCAAGAAGAAUUGACUGGGAAGGAAAUGAACAUGAGCGCACUGUGGAAGACAUGGUUAACCAAUUCCCAAACAUUCGUCCAGAUUAUUUAUUACAUUUGUGUUCUCUGGCAUCAAAGUCAUUUGAUAAUAGUUUUGCCAGCACAAGCAGAUCCUUUCUGAGCUUCAGACCAAAUUUGUGUGAUGAAAAUGGAAUUUUAACAAAUUUCAAACAAUAUUUCAACCAUGCUACAAGAAGGCAUUCAGCUCCUGUGCAAAAUUUGAAUGUUUCUCUGAAUAUUGUAAAUUCUAUAAGGGGAAGAGAAGUGUCUGGACCACUUUCCAGACAUAGAACAAUAACACCAAAGUUAUACAGUGCUCUACAGAUCCAGAGAAUCACAAUUGGACAUCUCUCAGCAGUAUACUGUUUAUUAUUUGAUCAUUCAGGAAAAUACAUAAUGACUGGAGCCGACGACUUGCUGAUCAAACUAUGGUCGGCCUGCACCGGCCGGCUCAUAGCCGUCUUCCGAGGCGCCUCCUCGGAGAUCACCGACAUCGCCGUCAAUUCGGAGAACACCCUGUUGGCCGCCGGCUCCAUCGACAGGAUCCUGCGCGUGUGGAGCGUGCAGACUGGGGCUCCGGUGGCAGUGCUGACAGGCCACAGCGGCAUGAUCACCUCGGUGAAUUUCUGCCCUACGGCUUGCUGGGGCGUGAGGUACUUGAUAAGUACGAGUACGGAUGGAUCUAUAGCCUUCUGGAUGUAUACUUAUGAGUCUGGGAUCAAGGCGGAAUUCAGGAGGAACCCCAUCAUGUACCAGGAGAAAAUCCGGCCGGGCCAAUCCCAAAUGAUAUGCUCGUCCUUCAGCCCUGGAGGCACUUUCCUAGCUACAGGCUCCGCCGAUCAUCACGUGCGCGUCUACUACAUGAAGGGCGACGAAGGGCCGCAUCGGAUCCUGGAGAUGGAGGCGCACAGCGACAGGGUGGACUCGAUACAAUGGGCGCAUGCGGGGUUGAGGUUUUUGUCCGGGAGCAAGGAUGGCAUGGCUAUUAUUUGGUGGUUCGAGCGGCAACAGUGGAAGAGCAUCCAUUUGCAGAUGUCGACUAGGUUACCGAGUGCCCAAAAUGCGGCGGAAACCGACACCAAAAGGCUGAAAGUGACGAUGGUGUGCUGGAACAAGACCGACAACUAUGUGGUGACGGCCGUCAGCGAUUGCACCCUCAAAACGUGGAACUCCUCGGGCGGCCAACUCGAUAAAGUCCUCACGGGCCACACGGACGAGAUCUACGUGCUAGAAGCGCACCCGCACGACGAUGACGUCAUCUUGUCCGCAGGUCACGACGGCCAGCUCAUCGUCUGGAACAUUCUCAAGGGCGAAAUAGUCUUCAAAUUCCUGAAUACGAUCGAGGGACAGGGUUUCGGAGCGCUGUUCGAUGUCAAGUGGAGCCCUGACGGUUCCGUCAUAGCCGGGUGCGAUUCGCAUGGGCACAUUCUCUUGUUCGGGUUCGGAAAUGGUAGUCCGUACUUUCAGAAGCUCCCGCAAGAGCUCUUCUUCCACACCGACUACCGGCCUUUGGUGCGCGAUUCGGGCCACUACGUGCUCGACGAGCAGACGCAGGUGCCGCCCCACUUGAUGCCGCCGCCCUUUCUCGUCGACAUCGACGGCAAUCCGUAUCCGCCCAUGUUGCAGCGGCUGGUGCCGGGCAGAGAGAGCUGCGACGCGGAACAACUGGUGCCGAACAUCGUGAUCGGCAACGAAGGCACACAAGAAGUGAUUCAAGACAUUCCUCAAAACCAUGUAGCUGAUCUUGAGAAUAUCGACGUUGACGACAUCAGUAUUCCUAGUUCAUUUAGGCAAGGAAGGAGAUAUUCGAACAGGGACCACGAGCGUAUCCGUCAAAGCACCGGCGAUUGGCAGAGCGAUCCGACGUUUGAAUGGAAGAGGAAUGUGCUGGUGCAACCGCUGAGGAAAUCGGUCUUGGAGCGAGCCAAAGAAAUCAGGGAGUGCCUGAAAAACGUAGAAAUAGAAGAGUACCAGAAACAGUUGAGGCAGAGGCCUCACAUGAUCAGCAUCAACGCACCGAAUAAUCUGAGAAAGAAAGAAGAUAAAAAGAAAAAGAAAGCGAUGUAUGUGACGAGAGCAGUCAGAAAUCAGUAUGAAUAUAAGGAAGACGAACCGGAGUCUUCCGGCAACUACUCGGAAUCUUCCGAAUCCUCAGAUUGGGUAGCCGAAGAAGAAGAAGAACGAACGAGAAAAGAGCGCCCCAAAAGGUCGAACCGACGAAAAGUAAAAAUCCAAGAAGAAUCAGACCAAGAAGAAGAAGACGACGACGACGAUGAUGAAGAAGAUUCAGAUGAUUUCGAUCACGAUCAGCCGAGCACCAGCAAAAACCACGUCAACCGCAGAAAAGAACCUAACCCCAACAAGACCAAAGAGAAUAACUCGAUAAAACACAACAAAGACAAAGAGAACCACGUAAAUAAGAGCAGAGAGGGAAGAAGUAAUCAUGUAAGCAAAAGUUCCGAGAAGCAAAACAAAAUCAAAGAAAGUCUCUUAGGCAAGGCUAAUCUCGUCAUAAGACUGUCGAAAACCACUGCCGAUAAUGCUUACACUGCCGCACAGUCGACGAGUAACAAUACGAAUCCUAAGCCGAAAUUGAAGUUGACGGAUCAGUACAGGUUGAGCGAAUGGUUGUCUGAGACUAGGCCGAGAAAGUCACCCUAUUACCCUCAGCUAGGGGAUGAAAUCGUCUAUUUCAUGCAAGGCCAUCAACUCUAUUUGAAUGCCGUGGAAAUGAAGAAAAUCUACGAAAUCAGCACGAAGGAUUUGCCUUGGAAUAAAAUGCAGAUCAGGGAUCACGAGUUCGUCAAAGUAAUAGGCAUCCAGUACGAAAUUAAGCCACCGAGACUGUGUUUUUUAAAAUUGGGUAUACUGGAUGAUGAAGGCAGACUGACAGGCAAAGGUUUCAUUGUGAAAUAUCACGAUAUGCCGGAUGUUCUAGAUUUUUUCGUCCUCAAGCAAAUGUAUAUCACUGCCAUGUCAAGAAAUUGGCAAACCAAUGAUAAUUUUAGAUGUAUGAUUGACGAUGAAUGGUGGAUCGGGCAAAUCAUGAACAAAUCACCGGCCAGCGAGAAUUUCCCGGAUUCCUCAUUUUUGUGUUACGAAAUAAAAUGGACUAAUGGUGAAUUGGAACGGAUGAGUCCGUGGGACAUGGAAACGAUCGAUCCUGAGAGAAUACCCGAAGACGUGAGCCUGUCCAUGCCGGUGACGCAAGACGAGCUGGCCUCGAUCCUUUACAAAACCGCCGAAUGCGACUGGCCCAGCGACGAUCUCAACUCCAUCACCCAGAACGUCGUUUCCGGUUUGACCAAAGUGAUGGAACUGGCGAUAGCCGAACCGUUUUUGGUUCCGGUCGACAUCAACGUGUAUCCCGAGUACGCCAUGUUUAUUGAGUAUCCGAUCGAUUUAUCGACAAUCAAAUCCAGGUUCGAGAACCGUUUUUACCGAAGACUGAUUGCCGCCCAAUUCGAUAUCCGAUAUCUGGCUCUGAAUGCAGAGAAAUUCAACGAGAAACAUAGUGCCAUUGUCAAGCAAUCAAGAAUCAUCACUGAUUUGUGUCUAAGAUUAGUGAAAAACUGUACCGAUAGCGUGGAUGUACCAACUUUGUACCAUAGAAUAGUUGAUGCGUACGAUUCGGGAGCCAGCGAAGAGGAUAUCGACGUGCCGCCAUCUACCAGUAAAAAUUUACGUGUUUCCGUGAAAAACAAGAGGAUCAACAGACCGAUCUACGACUGGAAAGGGGAAUCGCUGAAGCUCGUGGAAGCUUUGUGGGACAAUCCGGAUUCGGAACCAUUCAGAGAACCGGUCAAUCCAGUUUUAUAUCAUGAUUAUCAUCGAAUAGUACAAAACCCGAUGGACCUCGGCACAGUGAGAGAAAAAGUGAAAAAUAACGAAUACGAACUACCGCAACAGUUCUGUAUCGAUAUGAGACUGAUUUUCCAAAAUUCUUGGCAAUACACUCCAGAUAAAAAAACUAGGAUAUACGAGAUGACCGUCCGACUGUCCAACUUAUUCGAAGACCGCAUGACCGAAAUAAUGUCCAACUGGAAAUCCUCCAGGCGGCGAAAAAACGGCAGAAAAACGAACGGCACCGAUUCGGACAUCUCCAUCUCCCAAUCCACAUCAUCUUCAUCACCAUCCUCAAACGAAGAAGAAGAAGUCCUCUCCAAAUUGGUGUCUACGCAAGCGCCUAUCAGCGACGACGACGACACCCCGCUAAACAUCCUGUAUAGCAGGACCAACACGGAAUCGGACAACACCAGCCAAAGCACACUAGAUAAAGCCCUAGCGGCGAAAACAAACGAGGACUCGGAAGAGGAAUACCGCCCGCGGGCGGGCAGAAGCAGACACGUGACCACGUCUGAGGAUGAUCUCGACGUUUCGGCCAGCUCCAGCGAGGAGGAGACUGGAGAUAGGAGGAACAAUUUGAGGAGGAGGCCUGUGAGGAAGAAAGUCCAACAGCGGGAUAGUUCGGAGAGCGACAGGGAUUCAAGUAGGGUGAAUAAGAGGGUGAAGAAGAACUCGGACAGUGAGGGUAGUGGGGGUAGGACUACUUUGGGGGUGAAUCAUGACGGUGGGUUUCUUACGAACGUGAGUAGUAGGGGGAGGGUGAGAAAGUUGACGGAGAGGGCCAAGGCUUUGUUCAAUAGGAGGUGAGUUGUCAUAUUGAUUGUUCUUGGAAUUGUUUUUCUUUCUUGGUUCUUAGAGUAAAGUUCUUGUGAUGAUUUUUAAUUUAAUUUUAGGUUUAUAUUUAGUUGACAAUAUCGUAUACUAGACCAUAUUUUUUAAAUAAAAAUGUUUUCAA